This is a messenger RNA of Suricata suricatta (meerkat), 5627 nucleotides long. RefSeq names its product adhesion G protein-coupled receptor L3 (gene ADGRL3). Lineage: Eukaryota; Metazoa; Chordata; Mammalia; Carnivora; Herpestidae. Gene Ontology annotation, cellular component: cell-cell junction; membrane; axon. Gene Ontology annotation, molecular function: carbohydrate binding; G protein-coupled receptor activity. Gene Ontology annotation, biological process: brain development; adenylate cyclase-activating G protein-coupled receptor signaling pathway; synapse assembly. The record is from RefSeq and is a predicted model, not a curated record. The coding region runs from base 101 to 4876 and encodes 1591 amino acids. The transcript has 26 exons.
CAUCAGUCUUGGAAUACGGAAGAGGAACCAAAAUACACUUAUUUUGUUUCACGUGGAGAACACUCAGUUUUGAGGCACUCGCACGCCCGAGCACACAGCCAUGUGGCCAUCACAACUGCUCCUCUUCAUGAUGCUCAUAGCACCGAUCAUUCAAGGUGGCAAGCACAGUGAGCGACAUCCAGCCCUCGCCGCCCCGCUGCGACAUGCUGAGCGCAGCCCAGGAGGCGCUCUGCCACCCAGACAUCUCCUUCAGCAACCAGCAGCGGAGCGUGCCACUCCUCAUCGUGGACAAGGGCCCCGUGGAGCUACCAGAGGAGUUCGCGGUCCAGGUGCCCAAGGAGCCCAGAGUGCAGCCCAAGCUUUCAGUCGUGCCCCAAUUCCGAUGGCUGUGGUCCGCAGAGAACUCUCCUGUGAGAGCUACCCCAUUGAGCUCCGCUGUCCAGGAACAGAUGUUAUCAUGAUAGAAAGUGCCAACUAUGGGAGGACUGACGACAAAAUCUGUGACUCUGACCCUGCUCAGAUGGAGAAUAUACGAUGCUAUCUGCCAGAUGCCUAUAAGAUUAUGUCUCAAAGGUGCAAUAACAGAACACAGUGUGCUGUGGUGGCAGGUCCUGAUGUUUUUCCAGACCCAUGUCCAGGAACCUAUAAAUACCUUGAAGUGCAGUAUGAAUGUGUCCCUUACAAAGUGGAACAAAAAGUUUUUCUUUGUCCUGGACUACUAAAAGGAGUAUACCAGAGUGAACAUUUGUUUGAAUCUGACCACCAGUCUGGGGCAUGGUGCAAAGACCCUCUACAGGCUUCUGACAAGAUUUAUUAUAUGCCCUGGACUCCCUACAGAACUGAUACCCUGACUGAGUACUCAUCCAAGGAUGACUUCAUUGCUGGAAGGCCAACUACAACCUACAAGCUCCCUCACAGGGUGGAUGGCACAGGAUUUGUUGUGUAUGAUGGAGCUUUGUUUUUCAACAAAGAACGCACCAGGAACAUAGUAAAGUUUGAUUUGCGGACUAGGAUAAAGAGUGGAGAGGCUAUCAUAGCAAAUGCCAAUUACCAUGAUACCUCCCCUUACCGAUGGGGAGGCAAAUCUGACAUAGACCUGGCAGUGGAUGAAAAUGGGCUCUGGGUAAUCUAUGCAACAGAACAAAACAAUGGUAAAAUUGUCAUUAGUCAACUGAACCCUUAUACCCUACGGAUUGAAGGGACAUGGGAUACUGCAUAUGAUAAAAGAUCAGCUUCCAACGCAUUUAUGAUUUGCGGGAUUCUGUAUGUGGUCAAAUCUGUAUAUGAGGAUGAUGACAAUGAGGCCACAGGGAAUAAGAUUGACUACAUUUACAACACUGACCAAAGUAAGGAUAGUUUGGUGGAUGUACCCUUUCCCAAUUCAUACCAGUACAUAGCAGCUGUGGAUUACAACCCUCGGGACAACCUUCUUUAUGUGUGGAAUAACUAUCACGUCGUGAAGUACUCUUUGGAUUUUGGACCUCUGGAUAGUAGAUCAGGGCAGGCACAUCAUGGACAGGUGUCAUACAUGUCUCCACCAAUUCACCUUGACUCUGAACUAGAAAGACCCUCUGUUAGAGAAAUCUCUACCACAGGACCUCUGGGCAUGGGAAGUACCACCACCAGUACCACCCUGCGGACCACAACUUGGAGCCCAGGUAGGAGUACCACCCCAUCAGUGUUGGGAAGAAGAAACCGUAGUACCAGCACCCCAUCUCCAGCUGUGGAGGUGCUUGACGACAUGACCACACAUCUGCCAUCAGCAGCGUCCCAAAUCCCAGCCCUGGAAGAAAGCUGUGAAGCUGUGGAAGCCCGAGAAAUCAUGUGGUUUAAGACCCGUCAAGGACAGAUGGCAAAACAGCCAUGCCCUGCAGGAACUAUAGGAGUGUCAACCUAUCUAUGCCUGGCUCCUGAUGGAAUCUGGGAUCCCCAAGGACCGGAUCUUAGCAACUGCUCUUCUCCUUGGGUCAACCAUAUAACACAAAAGUUGAAAUCUGGAGAGACAGCUGCCAACAUAGCUAGAGAGCUGGCUGAACAAACAAGAAAUCAUUUGAAUGCUGGAGACAUCACCUACUCAGUCCGAGCCAUGGACCAGCUGGUAGGGCUCCUGGAUGUGCAGCUCCGGAACUUGACCCCGGGCGGAAAAGACAGUGCUGCGCGGAGUUUGAACAAGCUUCAGAAAAGAGAGCGCUCUUGCAGAGCCUAUGUCCAGGCAAUGGUCGAGACAGUUAACAACCUCCUCCAGCCACAAGCCUCGAAUGCAUGGAGAGACCUGACUACAAGUGAUCAGCUACGUGCAGCCACCAUGUUGCUCGAUACUGUGGAGGAAAGCGCUUUUGUGCUGGCUGAUAACCUUUUGAAGACUGACAUUGUCAGGGAGAACACAGACAAUAUUCAAUUGGAAGUUGCAAGACUGAGCACGGAAGGAAACUUAGAAGACCUAAAAUUUCCAGAAAACAUGGGUCAUGGAAGCACUAUCCAGCUUUCUGCAAAUACUUUAAAGCAAAAUGGUCGAAAUGGAGAAAUCAGAGUGGCUUUUGUCCUGUAUAACAACUUGGGUCCUUAUUUGUCCACGGAGAAUGCCAGCAUGAAGUUGGGAACAGAGGCUAUGUCCACCAAUCAUUCUGUUAUUGUCAAUUCCCCUGUUAUUACAGCAGCAAUAAACAAAGAGUUCAGCAAUAAAGUUUAUUUAGCUGAUCCUGUGGUGUUCACUGUUAAACAUAUUAAGCAGUCCGAGGAGAAUUUCAACCCUAACUGCUCAUUUUGGAGCUAUUCCAAGCGCACAAUGACGGGUUACUGGUCAACACAAGGCUGUCGGCUCCUAACAACAAAUAAGACACAUACUACGUGCUCUUGUAACCACUUAACCAAUUUUGCAGUACUGAUGGCACAUGUAGAAGUUAAGCACAGUGAUGCGGUCCAUGACCUUCUUCUGGAUGUGAUCACGUGGGUUGGAAUUUUGCUGUCCCUUGUUUGUCUCCUGAUUUGCAUCUUCACAUUUUGCUUUUUCCGUGGGCUCCAGAGUGACCGUAACACCAUCCACAAGAACCUCUGCAUCAGUCUUUUUGUGGCUGAACUGCUCUUCCUGAUUGGGAUCAACCGAACGGACCAACCAAUUGCCUGUGCAGUUUUUGCUGCCCUACUACAUUUCUUCUUUUUGGCGGCUUUCACCUGGAUGUUUCUGGAGGGGGUGCAGCUCUACAUCAUGCUGGUGGAGGUUUUUGAGAGUGAGCAUUCACGCAGAAAAUAUUUUUACCUGGUUGGCUAUGGGAUGCCUGCGCUCAUAGUCGCCGUGUCUGCGGCGGUAGACUAUAGGAGUUAUGGAACAGAUAAAGUAUGUUGGCUCCGACUUGACACCUACUUCAUUUGGAGCUUUAUAGGACCAGCGACCUUGAUAAUUAUGCUUAAUGUAAUCUUCCUUGGGAUUGCUUUAUAUAAAAUGUUUCAUCAUACUGCCAUUCUGAAACCUGAAUCGGGCUGCCUUGAUAAUAUCAAUGCCUCCCUUGGUUCCAUUUAUUGGAAUCUUUACUAUGAGGAUAACAGACCCUUCAUCAAGUCAUGGGUUAUAGGUGCAAUAGCUCUUCUCUGCCUGUUAGGAUUGACCUGGGCCUUCGGACUCAUGUAUAUUAAUGAAAGCACAGUCAUCAUGGCGUAUCUCUUCACCAUUUUCAAUUCUCUACAGGGAAUGUUUAUAUUCAUUUUCCAUUGUGUCCUACAAAAGAAGGUACGAAAAGAGUAUGGGAAAUGCCUGCGGACACAUUGUUGUAGUGGCAAAAGUACAGAGAGUUCCAUUGGCUCAGGGAAAACAUCUGGUUCUCGAACUCCUGGACGCUACUCCACAGGCUCACAGAGCCGAAUUCGUAGAAUGUGGAAUGACACGGUCCGAAAACAGUCAGAGUCUUCCUUCAUUACUGGAGAUAUAAACAGUUCAGCGUCACUCAACAGAGGAGCCAUGGCUAAUCAUCUUAUAAGCAAUGCCCUGCUUCGUCCGCAUGGUACUAACAAUCCCUAUAACACAUUGCUUGGGGAACCGGCGGUCUGUAACAACCCUCCUGUCAGCAUGUACAACGCACAAGAGGGGCUUCUGAACAAUGCCAGGGAUACAAGUGUCAUGGAUACUCUACCACUGAAUGGUAACCAUGGCAACAGUUACAGCAUUGCCAGUGGCGAAUACCUGAGCAACUGUGUGCAAAUCAUAGACCGUGGCUAUAACCACAAUGAGACCGCCCUAGAGAAAAAGAUUCUGAAGGAACUCACUUCCAACUAUAUCCCGUCUUACCUGAACAACCACGAGCGCUCCAGUGAGCAGAACAGGAAUCUGAUGAACAAGCUGGUGAAUAACCUUGGCAGUGGGAGUGAAGAUGAUGCCAUUGUCCUGGAUGACGUCACCUCCUUUAACCAUGAGGAGAGUCUGGGCCUGGAACUCAUUCAUGAGGAAUCUGAUGCUCCUUUGCUUCCCCCAAGAGUCUACUCCACAGAGAACCACCAGCCCCACCAUUACACCAGAAGGCGGCUCCCCCAAGACCACAGUGAGAGUUUUUUCCCUUUGCUAACCAACGAGCACACAGAAGAUCUCCAGUCACCCCAUAGGGACUCUCUGUACACCAGCAUGCCAGCACUGGCUGGUGUGCCUGCCACAGAGAGCGUUACCACCAGCACCCAGACCGAACCUCCACCGGCCAAAUGUGGUGAUGCUGAAGAUGUUUACUACAAAAGCAUGCCAAACCUAGGCUCCAGAAACCACGUCCAUCAGCUGCACACCUACUAUCAGCUAGGUCGCGGUAGCAGUGAUGGAUUUAUAGUUCCUCCAAACAAAGAUGGGACCCCUCCAGAGGGAAGUUCAAAAGGACCAGCUCAUUUGGUCACUAGUCUAUAGAAGAUGACACAGAAAUUUAAACCAACAAAACUGCUAACACCUGGUUGACUGUUUUGAGUUGAUAUAAGCAGUGGUAAUAAUGUGUGUACUCCUAAAUCUUUAUGCUGUUCUUGAAAGACAAACACAAACUUUCAGACUUUUUUUUUUUAACUGGGAUUUUUAGGUCAGCCCAGGGGAGAGAGAUAACUGCUGAAAUUCCCCUGUGCCCUCUCCUUUCCUGUCUUUCCCCCCUCAGGUGGAGACUUCAUUAUGUUAAUGAACGAGAUAUGAAGAAAAUGGCACUCAUUGUGGCCUUGUUGAAUUAUGUUGUGUUUGUUCUAACAUCUCUGAUGCUCUGUUACUAUAAUUACAAGGACCUGAUUUUUAAAAGGCCAGAAUGGUUGUUUGAAAUUAGUAACAGUGCUGCGUCUAGAUUGGAGUGCUGCACAAACAAACAUAAAAACAAAGCAAAACUGUAUCACAUAGUGGUUUUUAGUCACUCACAGCCUGAAUUCACCGCAGCAGGAAUAGCUGUGGAAUACAAAAUAAAACAACAAAUUAAUAAUGAAAUGGAGGGGAAUUCUAGAAUUAUAUGCUAAAUGCAUAUUUUAUGAUUUGCUGUAUUAACUGAUGAUAAAACUAAUGGCAGAAAAAAUUGAACAAUUUCUAUGUAAUGUACAGAUACUAGCAUUGCACAUAUAGUCAGCUUUCUGUUCCUCCAGAAUUUGAGUCCUGUUAAUGUAGUGGAAAAAAAAAGAUAUUUUUUCUUUUU